AUGGCCUCCGGGGCCAGCGUGAGCGCCCUGCAGCGCCUGGUGGAGCAGCUCAAGUUGGUGGCCGGCGUGGAGCGCAUCAAGGUCUCUCAGGCGGCCGCAGAGCUUCAGCAGUACUGCACGCAGAAUGCCUGCAAGGAUGCCCUGCUGGUGGGUGUUCCAGCUGGAAGCAACCCCUUCCGGGAGCCCAGAUCCUGUGCUUUACUCUAGGGAAGAAGUUCUCUGAGGAAUGCCUUCAAGUACAAAGUGAUGAAUGACUGCCUCCAAGUCUCAAGAAAACACUUUCCCCAGCCAAUGACUUUUAGAUAUUUUAGUCCUUUCCGGUGGCCAGGUCCCAUAGCCAAAAUCCCACAGGAAUUGAUGAGUUUCUACUACAAAUAAAGAAACUGAGUGAAGGAGUAGAGUUUUAAAUAAUAAUAGCCUGAAUUUUUUUGUGAAGUACUUUAUACUUAAGAAAAAACCUUACCACUAGAUAUACCAAACAGACAUCUUUCAUAAGUAAAUUACUGCUGUUGCUAUGCCUGGAAUAUUAGGUCUAUUUUAUUUACUGGAUGUUUACAUUUUAGGAAGGAAAACAUUUUAUUUGUUAAAAAAAAAAAAUCCAAUAUUUGUAAUGGUUUUUCCUGACAAGGAUUUUUAUAUCAUAACAAAAUUUACUCUUUUCUCAUGAAUUUACAAUUUCUAAAUGAACAAGAAAGUUACAAUUGGGGGAGAAGAAUAGGCUUUACAAAUCAAAAGAUGUCUUGAUUUUUCUAAAUGAGAAGAUUGUUUUGUUUUUAACACUAAACAUGAGAGCUGUUUCUUAGCAAACUUGUUUGGAAAGAUGAACGUUGUGUUUUAGUUUGCCCCUGUCUAAGAAGCAGAAUCAGCCUUUGUAUUCUUAUGUUCGUCUACUUUGUAAUUGUAUGUGAAAAAAAAUUUUACAUUAUUUCAUGUCCUUAAACACAUUUAAAAUGUGACCUACAGAACUUUGUAAAUGGUUAAAAAUAACAUAAUUUGAAAAUAUUACAACUUAAAAGAAUUCAUAAUGACACUAGUACUUUACUUUAUGAUGUGCCUUUGAUUUAAUUGGAACACUUUUAGAAGGAUACAUUAUUUGUGUUUGUAAUAAUCUUUGAAGAGCUUAGAAAUAAAAUUUCUACAUAA
Molecule: messenger RNA, 1143 nt
Organism: Nycticebus coucang (slow loris)
Lineage: Eukaryota; Metazoa; Chordata; Mammalia; Primates; Lorisidae
Product: guanine nucleotide-binding protein G(I)/G(S)/G(O) subunit gamma-10-like
Exons: 1
Coding region: 1-207 (68 amino acids)
Biological process (GO): G protein-coupled receptor signaling pathway
Cellular component (GO): heterotrimeric G-protein complex
Molecular function (GO): G-protein beta-subunit binding
Source: RefSeq, a predicted model, not a curated record